GCGGGCCCUUCCUCCCCCUCUGCCUCCUCCCCAACCCAGAAGGACCCGGUUCUGGUGCCUGUGACGGCUUCCAGGGAAACUUGUGUGCGCGCGUGUGCAAUUCAGGGAGGGCAUGGAGAGUGUGUGUCAGCUUGCAGAAAGCCAAAGCCUAUGCCUAGGAGAGAGCCUGGAACCAGAGAGCAUGGCCCCUGGGACCCAGAGCCCCUCAUCCCAGGAGUUGGUGACAUUCAAGGAUGUAGUUGUGGACUUCACUGAGGAGGAAUGGCGUCUCCUGGACCAUUCUCAGAAAGAGCUGUACAAGGAGGUCAUGCAGGAGAAUGUCCAGAACCUGCUGUCCCUGGGUGUAGAGACCAGAUUGGAAGUAAAUGAGAUGCGUAGAAAUCUUGGAUUUUUUGUCGAACAACGCGACCUGCACAGAUUUAUGAGUGAUGGUCCCUGUGGCUUCAAUUGGAGAGAAAUCCAUGACUCUAAUAUCAAGUUAGAGAAAAAUCCAAAGAGUGAGUGUAAAUUUGAUGAAAUUGGAAAGAGAUUCAGACAGUCUUCAAUCCCAAAUCACUGUAAGAAAAUGACCUCAGGCAAUGACUGUGUUCAGGAUAGUGAAUAUAGCAAGUGCUUUACUGAAGUGCUGGACGUUUUUACAUCCCAUGGGAAGCCUCCUGAAAUGCCAGUGUACUCAGGUAACCAAAGGGAAAUGGCCUUGAGCUGGAGUUCAGACCUCCUUAGACAGGAGAAAAGUGAUACUGGAGAAAUGCAUUCUGUAAGUAAUAAAGGUGGAAAGUCCUUGAAUCAGAACUCUAAGCUCACUAGUCAUCAGCAAAUUCCCACCAGAAAGGAGCGUAAUGAAUAUAAUGAGGGGGAAGCAACCUUAUCCCAUCAUUCAUCUCUUCCUUGCCAGUCUAAAUUUCACCCUGGGAUGAAAAGAUAUGCAUGUCCUCAGUGUGGGAAAGCCUUUGGUUGGAACUCAGAUCUUUAUAGAUCUGAGAAGGUUCGUACUGGGGAGAAGUUUUAUAAAUGUGAUAAAUGUGAGAUAGCUGUCUGCUUGAAAUCACUCCUUCUUGGCCUUCAGAGAAUCCACACUGGAGAGAAAUGUUAUGAAUGUAAUCAAUGUGGAAAAACCUUCAGAGAGAGGUCCCAUCUUGCUGCACAUCAGAGAAUCCACACUAGAGAUAAGCCUUAUGAAUGUAAUCACUGUGGAAAGGCAUUCACAGACAAGCGCAGUCUUACUGUACAUCAGAGAAGCCUCUUUGGAAAGAAGCCUUAUGAUUGUCAUCAGUGUGGAAAGGCUUUCAUAAUGAGACAGAAACUUGCUGUCCAUCUGAAAAUCCACAGUAGAGAGAAACCUUUUGAAUGUAAUCACUGUGGGAAGACUUUCACACACAAGUACAAUUUUGUUGCACAUCAGAGAAUCCACACUGGAGAGAAACCUUUUAAAUGUAAUCACUGUGGAAAGACUUUUACACAGAGGUGCCAUCUUGGUACACAUCAGAGAAUCCACACUGGAGAGAAACCUUAUGAAUGUAAUCAGUGUGGAAAGGCCUUCACAGACAGGCACAAUCUUGCUGCACAUCAGAGAAUCCACUCUGGAGAGAAGCCUUAUGAAUGUAAUCAAUGUGGAAAGGCUUUCAAAAUGAGGCAGAAUCUUGCUACCCAUCUGAAAAUCCACAGUGGAGAGAAAUAUUUUCAAUGUAAUCACUGUGGAAAGGCUUUCACAGACAGAUGCAAUCUUGCUGCACAUCAGAGAAUCCACACUGGAGAGAAGCCUUAUGAAUGUAAUCACUGUGGAAAGACUUUCACACAGAGGGGCAGUCUUAGUACACAUCAGAGAAUCCACACAGGGGAGAAACCAUAUGAAUGCGAUCUCUGUGCAAAGGCUUUCAUAUCUAGGUGGUAUCUUGCUGAACAUCAGAGAAUCCACACUGGAGAGAAACCUUACCAAUGUAAUCAAUGUGGAAAAGCUUUCACAAUGAGGCAGAAUCUUGCUGUGCAUCUGAAAAUCCACACAGGAGAGAAGCUUUAUGAAUGUAAUCAAUGUGGAAAGACUUUCACACAGAGGGGUAAUCUUGCUGCCCAUCUAAAAAUCCAUAGUGGAGAGAAACCUUUUGAAUGUAAUCACUGUGGAAAGACUUUCACAUCAAAGGGCAAUCUUGUUGCACAUCAGAAAAUCCACAGUGGAGAGAGACCUUUUGAAUGUAAUCACUGUAGAAAGGCUUUCACAGACAGGCACAAUCUUGCUACACAUCAGAGAAUCCACUCUGGAGAGAAGCCUUAUGAAUGUAAUCAAUGUGGAAAAGCUUUCAAAAUGAGGCAGAAUCUUGCUACCCAUCUGAAAAUCCACAGUGGAGAGAAACCUUUUGAAUGUAAUCACUGUGGAAAGACUUUCACACAGAGGUGCGAUUUUGCUGCACACCAGAGAAUUCACACUGGAGAGAAACCUUUUGAAUGUAAUCACUGUGGAAAGACUUUCACACAGAGGGGCAAUCUUAGUACACAUCAGAGAAUCCAUACAGGAGAGAAACCUUAUGAAUGUAAUCACUGUGGAAAGGCUUUCAUAUUUAGGUGGUAUCUUGCAGAACAUCAGAGAAUCCACACUGGAGAGAAGCCUUAUGAAUGUAAUCAGUGUGGGAAGGCUUUCACAAUGAGGCAGAAUCUUGCUACCCAUCUGAAAAUGCACAGUGGAUGGAAACCUUUUCAAUGUAAUCACUGUGGAAAGACUUUUGCACAUAGGUACCAUUUUGCUGUACAUCAGAGAAUCCACACUGGAGAGAAGCCUUAUGGAUGUAAUCAAUGUGGGAAAUCUUUCACACGGAGCUCACAUCUUGCUUUACAUCAGAAAAUUCACACUAGGGAGAAACUGUAAGAAUGUAACUAAUGUGGAAAAGCUUUCAGACAGGGCUCUAGAAUUGUUAACAUCGAAAAGUGGAUAGUGAGAAGAAAUCUUAUUAAUGUAGGGAAAGUGGAAUGAUUUCACAUUGGCCUCUGAUUUUGCUAAACAUUAGAGAGUCAACACUGCAGACAAACCUCUUGAAUGUCAUGAAUGUUGCAUAGCUUUUAGUUACCACUUAACAUAUGUAACAGAAAAGGUUCCACAUUUGGGAGAAGCCUUAUGAAUGUAACCAAAGUGGUGAUGCAUUCAGGUAACAAUCAUCUAUUGCCCAUCUUAGAAAUCAUAUUAGAUAGAAAAGUCGUGAAUGAAGAAAGGCGUUCAAAUGGGGUUCAGAGUUUGUGGAGUUUUAGAGAAACCAUUCUGAGGAGCAGAUCCCUGUGCACUCAGUGUGGGAAGGCUUCCAGCUAAAGAUCAUCUCUUACUUUCCAUCAGAGGCUUCAUUGUGGAGAGAAGCCUUACAAAUAUGUUCUGGGGGGCCAUGGUUUUCUCUGGAGGAGGGUGAUCAGUAGACACCCUUGUUCCUACUGGAAUGAAGGUGGAUAAAGGCAAUGGAUGUGGGAAGGGCUUUCCCUAGAGCUCCUACUUUACUGUACUUUGGAGAAAUCAUACUGGAGAUAAAACUUUGGAAUCUAGUUACCAAGGGAAGGCCUACUGCUGCAGCACAGACUUCAUUCGAUCUGCCAACAAAAGAGACCUCAUUAAAGAUCCCCACAUUCCAUCCUGUGUCUAAAACGGUAUACAUGUAAGGAUUAUUCCCUGAAAUUCUGAUGUUUGUCAUCCCUCUUCAGUAUUUCAUGGUGUUCAUAGAUUCUUAUUUCUUCUAACAUAUUUUGUAGACCUUAAUGAAUUCUCAUCCAACCAUGAACUUUCCCUCUUUUUUUUUUCUUCCAACUUUCCCUCUUGCUCCAGUUUUCCAAGACUAAUUAGAUGCCUCUGGUGUUUUUUUUAAUCUCCACUACUCUGUGCUCUGCCCUCCUCUCAGGGACCCUCUGUGGCCUCCUAGGCAUUCUCUUUUCCCUUAUUCUAAAAAACAAAAAUAAAAUACCGUUUUUCCCUCCCCCCCAUCCUAUUUUCAAAAAUUUUUCCAUAAAGCCUUCUGUUUCUCUCUAGCUGGCUUGACAUACAUUGCAUGGGAGUUUAGUCCAAAACCUGCUCCCUUAAGUGGAUGAUUUAGAACUGACUCAAUUUGGGACUUGGGGAACAAGGUUAUAUGCCCUCAGAAGAGCAGGUCUUCCCAAGGAGUGCCAAUCAACUCUGAUUGGUCAACACAGUGGGAGGUGUGGUAUAUUAAAAUGAAGUCUUGAGUUAGUGACUUACGUUUCUUAAUCCUGACCUUUUCUAUCAGACCACCCCCAGUGUUGUGCUAUCUAGGCAGAAGAAAAUGUCUCUACCCAAACCUGAGCAGAUUAAAUCAAGUCUGGCCUGGGAUGGAGUGUGACAAGGUUAAGAUUAUCAGUAAUGUCCUUGUGAAAAGUGAAGGGGGGCUGAGAGCCUUGAAUCACAGCCAUUUAGGGUUAAAGUCAGAGGUGGAGUAGUAGGGUUAAAGUCAGAGUAACUAGUCCCUAAGUGACUUUAACCCUAAAUGCUUCUGACUCUAAUGUUAAAUAUGCAGCACUAGGGAAAUAAGGAUUGCACCAAUUGAAAUGUGUUCCCCAAAAGGAGAUCAGGGCUUCUGAGUGGCCUCUAAAGGGCUGAGUGAAGCAGGAAUCAUGGCAUGAAAGGGGGAACAAAGACCACUUCUUCAUCUUUGAAGGCUAGUCAAAGUAUAGGUAAGCCAUUUGACCUCUGUCACCUCCUGGCUCAGACCUACCUGGGAAUUGCAAGCCCAGCACUGAAUUGUCAGGAGACAUGAUUAUCUCAAGGAAAAGGGCUGCUUCUUCCGUCUAGGGAGUCUGCCAGGAAGAGGAGUCCAAGGCAGAAUUUGCCUAGAAAUGUAGGCCAUGUGGAAAGGAGAAGGCCCUAGGGGCCUCUAUGAACCAAGGCUUUUAUGAGGGGUCCAGGUGGCUUUUUCUGCCUCAGUCCUGAGGCCCCAGGAUCAUCAUCUUCCUCAAUUCACAUUCAUGGCCAGAAACUCAGGCCCCUGCCUUUUUCUCUGCUGCUAUUCCUGGUCUCCAUCAGCUGCAGUGCCAUGGCCAUGGGAAUGACCCCUCUUCUGCCUUGCCCUUGUCCUAGUCCACCAGCAUCCACUCCAAGGCUCACAUUCUACCUGAGCCAAAAUGCAGAAGACCUGUUCCCCCUGAGAUCUCCUCCUUCAUCUGUCCAUCCCUUCCCACACUCUCCUUGAUCCUACUGUGGGAUCCAGACCCUUCUGCUGAGUAGAAAGACUGCAACCAUCAAACUUUGGCUGUAGACUAAACCAAAGGAGUGGGCCUAUAUUUUGAGGUGCUGGCAACCAAUGGAAAUGAGUUUGUCCUUAACUAAAUUAGAAUGUGGUUUCCUUUAAAGUCACAUGUGUUCUAUGGCAGCUAGGUGGCGCAGGGGAUAGAGCAC
Molecule: messenger RNA, 5374 nt
Organism: Phascolarctos cinereus (koala)
Lineage: Eukaryota; Metazoa; Chordata; Mammalia; Diprotodontia; Phascolarctidae
Biological process (GO): regulation of DNA-templated transcription
Source: RefSeq, a predicted model, not a curated record